Molecule: messenger RNA, 521 nt
Organism: Hydra vulgaris (swiftwater hydra)
Lineage: Eukaryota; Metazoa; Cnidaria; Hydrozoa; Anthoathecata; Hydridae
Source: RefSeq, a predicted model, not a curated record
GUUUAAAAGAUGAGCAAUCAAAAAAAUGAUUUUUCCGUGUCUAAAAAACGCGAACCCAAAAUUAUUGUAUUUAAAGAUCCCAGCCGUACAUUAAAAAGUUAUAAAAAUAAAUCACUGAAAAACAGUAAACCAAGUACUGAAGAGAACACAGAGGAAAUAAAUUUUGUAAGUAUUGCACGUGAAGUUAAAGAGUUUGGAAUUACGGGUUUUACUAAAAAAGAACAAAAAAAGAGCAUGCAACGCUAUGCUGAACAUUUGGGCGCUCGAAAAAAGAAACAACAGAAAGAACCUUAUAAGUUGCUUAUGGAAAGGAUGAAGGCAAAGAAAAAGAAAGAAGAUAAAAUUAAAUCUAUGGAGCAAUCAAUGGGUAUAUUCAAGAAGAAGAAAAAAGAAGUGAACCUCAAACUUUCCACAAAGCUUAACUUAGGCAGAUGGGUCGAUAAAUCUUCUAUUGGAAAUCAUGAUAAAAAUAAUAUGAUGAAAAUUAAAAAAAAUGCCAUAAAAAAAAAUUCAUAAAAAUA